CACUAUAGAAGUGUGCGCAUCGCAUAUUUGAUAAGUAAUCGAAGACAUUCGUAGUAUCAACGAUGUUGUGCUAGACUCCAUCACUGAAGACUAAAGCCGCCAUGGACACCGCUACCGCCGAUCAGGGCUCUGCUACCGACCAGGCCAGGAGGAGAGAUGAAACUGCUAUACCGGACCAACCGACUAAUACGAAUCAGGGCAAACGCCCCGCAGAUGACCUAGACAGUGAUACACUCGCCUGGAGGGAAUAUGUGACAGAGGAGCAGUUAAAGAAUGCAGAGGAGGUGCUACAGGUGUUUAUUGAUCAUCCUUCGCUACGACAAUGCCUCAAAGUACCAGAUGGAGCGCCGUUGAAGCCACUGUUCAUUGUGGGGCGUAAACUGUUUGCGCCGACUAUGAACGACAAGAAAGCGCAUCAGGCGGAUAAGAAGAUGAAGAACAAGCAAAAGGAUCGCCAGAUCAUCUCGUCGUCCGCAAUUCUCAAGAAGAAGCAGUUGCAGAAGGACAUGUACAUGAACGCGUUGACACCAGCGCCAGAUGCACUGUUGCUGACCUCACAAGUGGACGAUCCUAUACCUGCAUGCACCCCAGCACCACAGCUCACGAUAGCCAAUGAAGGUGAUGGACAGGUUGAAGGGACCACAGACAAUGCAGCUACACAAAGUCCAUAUUCACAGAAGGACUCGGAGGGCACUGAGCGUACACAGUCGGAUAAUGCAGUGCAGGAUGAGGCGCAGGAUGACGACAGUAGACCGAGACUGCUCAAGUUCGCGCGCAAAUGCUGUAUCUGUGGCAUUCCUUAUCGGGAAGUGCAUGUAUUUUACCACAAAAUGUGUCUGAAGUGUGGAGACUUCAAUUACCAGAAACGUCUGGAAACAUCGGAUCUCAGCAACCGCACAGCCCUGGUGACUGGUGGGAGGGUGAAGAUUGGUUUCUACGUGACCCUGUCUCUGCUGAGGUGUGGGGCGACCGUGAUAGUCACCACCCGUUUCCCGCAGGACGCCGGAGUGCGGUUUGGUAGAGAGGGAGACUUUGCCCUAUGGAAGCACCGACUGUUUGUGUACGGCUUGGACUUCCGUGACGUUGCGGCGGUGCACGCGUUCACGGCGUCUGUGCGCGUUAACUUUACGCAUCUGGACAUCCUCAUUAACAACGCGGCUCAGACGGUCCGCAAACCCCCCGGAUUCUACAAGCAUCUCAUGGCCGGCGAAUCGGAUCCUGCGACGCUAUUGAAAGAGGGCCAAGUGGAUCGUGUUGAUGCAGACCACCUGAGGGUUGUGUCCAGUUUCGACCCGCACAGACAGAACCAUACGGCGAUCAAGGCCGCGGGAGGGAAUGCGAAUACAACUGGAAAUGCCUUACUACCAGCAGAUGAAGCAGAUGCUCAAAAGGGGACUUUGGCCAAGACGUCCACAUCAGCCGACGCAAUUGGUGUGGCCUCUGGAUCCGCCACACUGAGCCAAAUGGUAGUCAUGACCGGAGAUGACAUACACGAAGACGAACACGGCACUACUCUGUUCCCAGAGGGCAAACUAGACGCAGAUCUGCAGCAAAUCGAUCUGAGGAAAGUGACCUCGUGGGUGCAGCCUUUGCAGGACAUCAACGUGGUUGAGUUCGUCGAGUGCCAAGCCAUCAACAUGAUGGCGCCCUUUGUGCUGAACUCUGAGCUCAAGGGUCUGCUAGACAAAAGCCCGCACGAGGACAAGUACAUCGUCAACGUCUCUGCAAUGGAAGGGCAGUUCUACCGCAAGAACAAGUCAGACAAGCACCCGCACACCAACAUGGCCAAAGCAGCCCUAAACAUGAUGACCCGAACCUCGGGUGCAGGGUACGCCAAGGACCAUAUCUACAUGACCAGUGUAGACACAGGCUGGAUCACCGAUGAAAAUCCGUCGCACCUUCUGGAGAACAGAUCUGACCCUCCGCCACUGGACGAUGUAGACGCCGCCCAACGCAUCCUCGACCCGAUCUACAUGGGCACCAAGGAUGCCUCUAAGCGUAUAUAUGGCGUCUUCUUGAAGGACUAUCGUGUGGUGCGGUGGUGAGCAGCGAGUCUUUCCUCGGAGAUCAACAGAGCUUACGCAGUACUCCUUCCCAUAGCUAGCGCAUCCAGAACAAGGUUAAGACAAUCUCGGGCAAAUGAAGGAACCGCUAUGGUUGGUCACUAGGGUACUCAGACGAGGAGAGUAUGCCAUGGCGCACAUUACAUGGUAGUGAGAGCAUCUUUCACGCGUAUAGAAACCUAGCCACCUCUCUGUUUGAUAGAGUAGUCUUGCUGAUGCUGACUAGAUGUUAGUGUGGCCUAUGUAAGUACAUCACAGCAGGCAUUGUGGUGCGUUUGAUCCAUGCGCGUUGUGGAGAAUGCGAUGGGGCUCUCAAAAGCCCUCUCAACAGUUAGACAGUGUACAACGUUGAACUGUUAAUUAAUUAGCAGGCUUACGCAGCAGCUCUGUAUCAUGCCGUACGUAAUUGUAGCUGUUGUAUGUUAUAUGACCAGGCAGUGAGGUAUAUAGAGACUUCGCAAUGAAUAGUAUUGUUCUGGUACGUGACUAUCGCCGGGUAGCUCAUGAAACUUGCUACUUGAAAGUGUGCUGGUGUUCUCCUAUGACAUGUGGGUAUAGCCACAUAGCAUGAGGACGAAUAGAUAUGGUGUCUAGCUAAGUAGCAGGUUCACACAGGCAUUCACAGUACACACAGUGAAGACAGCCCAAAAAAGUAACACGUAGACGCGGCAUCACCGUAUGAUAAGCUGUGUACGAAAGAUAAACAUGCAUGACACUCAUGGACGAUGGCAGGCAGCGAAUGUAAUCUAUCUUAAUAAACCGAACCCAAAAUCUGAG
Molecule: messenger RNA, 2840 nt
Organism: Sphaeroforma arctica JP610
Lineage: Eukaryota; Ichthyosporea; Ichthyophonida
Exons: 14
Coding region: 102-2045 (647 amino acids)
Source: RefSeq, a predicted model, not a curated record